Molecule: messenger RNA, 1794 nt
Organism: Dicrocoelium dendriticum
Lineage: Eukaryota; Metazoa; Platyhelminthes; Trematoda; Plagiorchiida; Dicrocoeliidae
Source: the annotation of a GenBank genome assembly
AUGUUAACAAUGUCUUUCAAUGCUAUCGUCAUUAACAUUCGUUCCCUUUUACCUAAAUUAGAUAUACUUUCAACACUUAUGUUUAUGAGAUCCCCCGAUAUUGCUUUUAUCACUGAAACUUGGUGCACGUCAGAAAUUAGUGAUUCUCAGCUUAACAUCCUAGGCUAUAAGCUUUUCCGCAAGGAUCGCUCGCACAAACGUGGUGGUGGCUAUGCCAUAUAUCUUCGAAAUAACCUGACUGCUAUUCCCGCAGACCAACCUGUGUUCAUUGACUUAGAAGAUACACUAUGGCUAGUGAUCCCAUCUAUUGAUCUUCUAGUGGGUUGUAUCUAUCGGCCGCCCCGAACUACUCAAUUUGCAACCCAAAAGCUAAUCGAUAUGAUCAAUGUUGCUUCCAGCACCACAUACAAAUCCAAACUUAUGUGUGGAGAUUUCAACCUACCACAUGUUAACUGGACGCUGCCUACACUCAGAAACACGACGGAGGUUGAGGAAAUUAUCGCAUGUAUCCAGCUCAAUGGCUGGACUCAGCAUGUUAGAGAGCCAACUAGAAGUGCUACUACCUUAGACCUUGUAUUCACGAUGGGAAUCGCGAACGCUUAUACAUUCAUUGAUAAUCCACUACCUGGCUGUGAUCACAACACGGUGCUUUGUCAUAUGACUAUUGAUUUACCUAAACGACCAAGUAAAAUGCUAGAACCCAUUCGCAACCUCCAUCGUGUGGACUGGAACGCAUUUAAUGAACUUAUCAGUACCAUGAAUUGGAAUACGUCAUUCCUAACUCACAACCCUACUGUGGCUACAAAUGAGUUUAUAAACAAUAUUGCCCUUGUUGUGGAUCUAGUAACACCUACUGUAAGGAGAAAUACCCAUGAACAUAGGGGUGAACUCAAGCUUCUGUCCAAAGCCAAAAUAAAACUAAAGAAACUCAAAUCGAUAUACAGCAGGAACAACAGCUUCGCAACAUUGCUACAAAUACACGAGAACUUACUAUAUUUACAACGUCUAACCCUAACGGUCAAAACCAAAGAAGAAAGCCGGGUACUCAGAAAUCCUGAGAAAGUACGUGCAUUGAUGCAACUACUCAAAAGAAGAAACCCUAAACCAUUUCAGGAAAUUGAAACGUUGGCUCUAGACGAUGGUUCAAUAACGCUUGACAUCUCCUGUAUAUGCGAGGCCAUGAACUCUAGUUUUGCCUCCUCUUUUGUCCCCAACAUUCAGCCACUUCAUCCUCCACUUCCAAAAAGAACGACCGAACUAUACUGCAAUAUCCCUGUGAUGUUAAGAGAGGUGCAAAGUGCCAUCGCAGCCAUAAAACCAUCAACUCAUCCAGGUCCAGAUGGCAUCGCCCCAACUGUUAUAAAACUCGGAGGAAAAAACCUCGCACUAUUGUUACUAAACAGUUUCACACUUUCACUCACUACCGGCUGCUUUCCAGCUCAAUGGAAGCAAUCUAUUAUGAUGCCUAAGCACAAGGGUGGACCGAGAAAUCAAAUGUCAAGCUACCGCCCAAUAAAUCACACCUCUGCUGCUUCCAAAGCCCUAGAGCGAAUAGUCAAGAAGAACAUCGUCCAAUAUCUUACAAGACUGGAUUUGAUCAACCCUUCACAGCACGGCUUUCUCUCAAAACGCUCCUGCGUUACAUGCCAGCUACAAUUUCUCGAUCACAUCACGACUAUGAUUAACAGAGGAAUGGCAAUUAUUAUAAUGCUGUUGGAAUGCAAAAGGCGUUCGACGCGUGCCACACCAGCCACUGCUGUCUGCUCUAGAGUCAUAUGGAAUUGGAAAUCCGCU